Messenger RNA from Penicillium expansum, 576 nucleotides. RefSeq lists its product as uncharacterized. Bases 1 to 576 code for a protein of 191 amino acids. The record is from RefSeq and is a predicted model, not a curated record. Lineage: Eukaryota; Fungi; Ascomycota; Eurotiomycetes; Eurotiales; Aspergillaceae. The transcript is spliced from 2 exons.
AUGGAAAACCUUCCUGCCACUGCGAAGACACACAUUGUCCCUGCUGCCCAAGGCUACGCAUUCGAGGUUACGAAAGGCGAGCGGUUCCGCAUUGUUGACUUUAUGGCUUGGGUCAACGAGCCGGGCCUGAAGAAGCAUGUCCGGAUAUCUUACACCCAGUUCCGACUGCAGGGUGUCAGUCCUGACAUUGGGGAGCAUCUCCGCACCAACCACGAUGCUCCGGCUUUGACUAUUACCGCCGACACCUGCAAAGUCCACGAUAUGACAUUCAUGCCCUGCUUCCCGGAGGUCUAUGCUGAAUGUGGUCUUGAAGGUCAUCGUUCCUGCACGAUGAACAUAACUGAAGCCAUGGAGCCAUAUGGUAUUACCUCACGACUCGAGCUUCCUGACCCGUUCAACAUUUUCAUGAACUCGCCCAAUUACACCCUGAAGCCUAUCAGCAACAGUAAGCCCGGAGACUAUAUCGAGAUGGAGGCUCUGAAGGACCUGGUUAUCGGCGUCUCAUGCUGUCCUUAUGAUCUCGGAACCUACAAUGGAGAUGAGAUAACCCCCAUCGCAGUCAUUACGGGAUUAUAG